AUGGCGAUGAGCGCGGUGCUGAUGUCCGUCCGCUGCACGUCAAUCGAGGAGCGCAGUGUGAACGAGUGCCUGCAGCCAGUGCUCGACUAUGCCGCCAAAUUGGAAUCAGACACGACCACCUUGCAGUUCCCACUACAAGGAGGCGAUGUGUUCAAAAAACUUUGCUCAAUUUUCAUGAACUUUAAGAAGUGUGUGGCUCCAAUCAGUUGCGACUCGUUGUCGGUGGAUGCCAUCGAAGCCAGUUACGGCUACAUGUGCGGCUCCGGACAGCCGCUCUUCGAGCGGUAUGCUGGCUGCUUUGCCAAGGUCGAGCUCGAGGAAUCAUAUAUCAGCUGCAAGACGGCGGCGACUCAGGCGAUCGCUGAAGCACAGGAAACCAAGUCGACCUCAACCGAAGCGUAUCUGGCGGAGAUGUGUCGUGCAAUGGACGGCUACCUACGCUGUUCACAUCCAGUGAUCCUCGAGAAAUGCGGAGCUGAAGCAUGGAAACUAGUAUCAACGGUUGGUUCACAUAAAUUAUUCGCACCGGUCUCUAAAUAUUAA
This is a messenger RNA of Angiostrongylus costaricensis, 543 nucleotides long. The record is from the annotation of a GenBank genome assembly. NCBI's taxonomy places the organism in Eukaryota, Metazoa, Nematoda, Chromadorea, Rhabditida, Metastrongylidae.